Molecule: messenger RNA, 2138 nt
Organism: Drosophila grimshawi
Lineage: Eukaryota; Metazoa; Arthropoda; Insecta; Diptera; Drosophilidae
Exons: 6
Coding region: 263-1378 (371 amino acids)
Source: RefSeq, a predicted model, not a curated record
CAAAAAACAAAAAAAAAGAAAAGAAGAAAGCCCAGCAGCAGCUGCAAAUAAAUUUCACACACCAAAAAGAAAAAGGUGAAGGAGUGAGACAAACAACGAGAGAUACAAGAAGAAGAGAGAGAGAGAGGGGUAUUUAGAGUGAGAGUGUGUGAGAGAGAGAGAGAGAGAGAGAGACGGAAAGGAAGAGCGCCGAUUGGGAGGCAUCCGAUUUAGCACGACCAGGCCACGCAACGGUGAUGUGGGACACAUCCCGCAACGGGAAAUGCAACAACCCCAACGUUAUAUACCGUCUGUAUCUGAUCUAUAUGGGACGGACGAGAUAGAACUGCUGCUGGACGAGAUACGUGAGCUGGAGCUGGAGCCGGUCUGCUGUCAGCUGGACGAUGAGCAGGACUUUGAAAUAGCUGGCAGCAGGGCCGGUGAGCUCUCGCUCUCACUCGAAUCGCCAUUGGGUACGUGCACCUCAUGGGAUUCGCACGCCAACUACAAACAGCAACAACAAACGCCGCUGCCAUGGGGCGUUGCCCUACACUGUGAUCCGCAACACUUGAAAUCGCCUACAGGGAUUGUGCGCAUACUAUUGGUGUUAUCCUCGGCCGUCUGUCUGGCCUGCGAAUGCUCCGCGGGCACUGUACAGGUCGGCCUCUUUCUACUGCCACUCAUCGGACGCCUGAGGCUGAUGGUCUUCUGUGCGCUCUUCUCGCUACUCAUCACAUGCCUAAUGCUCUUUCUCGAUAUAUCGCAUAUAGCGCUCAUGUUUCCAUUCAAUUGGACGAAAGUGAAUACGUGGAUGUACCUGAGUGUUGGUUUAAUAUUUAUUUUGAGCUCCACGCUGCUCGUCCACAUGGUGCUGUAUGCCACUGAGUAUACAUUUGUGUCCAAGCACUCCAAGGACACGUUACUAGCCACGGGCAUAAUUGGCUAUAUUUGCGCCUUGGAGGCACUGCUGUUGUCCGGCAUUGCCUCGUGGCCCUGGUCCCAAUAUCGUCAGGUGCCCGACGAUGCCAGCGAACUGUUUAUCGAGGAUCGCGAAAUGACGCCGAUGAGUCCCAUCAACAGCACCGAUCUCCUGGCGCCGUAUCAGCACAGCAGCCAAACCAAUGGCAAUGCAACGGCCGCCGAUCAAUAUAACCAACAACAACAAUCGUCCUAUAAUCAAAAGCCUUAUAUACCUGCCAAACGACCCAAUGAGCUUAACCAGCGUCCAACAUUGGGUCACACACAAACCGCACGCAUCAAACCCAAUCAGCGUUAUCGCGAGGGCUAUCAUUACCAGCCGGUUGCGUCCACGUCCCGCCAGAGUCCCACAUUCGUCGUGGGCGAUGAUCUGGGUGCCGGUCCAUCCACAUCCCGUUCCAAUGAUAAUUCUAGUGCGUGAUAGUUUUUAUUCCUCAACGACAACAACAAGAAAUUUAUAUGAACAACAAAAACACAAAACAAAAACACAAAAAUCGAAAACUCAAAAACUUUGUCCACUAAAAAAAAAACAAAAUUUCAGCGUUAGAGAAAGUUGAGGUUGCAUUUUGGUCAAUGUAAAAGAUACAAAUUGUUGAUUAGUUUAAACAAUAAAGCAAAACUCGUCAAGAAGUUGAAAAACAAAGAAAAAACAAACAAAAACACAAAACAAAACGCAAGCAAACAAUAAUAAAUUUAAUAUCUGUGUGUGUGUGUAUAACAAGGUAAAUUACGAGCAGAACUUUAAUGAAUUUAAAACAGGAUGAACAAAUUGUAUGACAACAAAAACAAAUUUAGUUAAAAAAAAAAUGAGAAAAACACAAGUAAAAUUGUCGCAUAGGACUCGAAAGUUGAGCAACAUUUGGUUAGUUGUAUAAAAAAAAACUAUAUUGUUAGUCGAAAAGGAUUGAAAAAUCUUAAUUUGAAUGUGAACAAUGUGAAAUGAAAACAAGAAAAAAUAAAUAAUUGGCAAUGCUUUGGGCCAAUUGCACAAAAAAAUAUAUGAAAAACCAAAAAAAAAACACAAUUUUCGACAAAUUCGAAUGCAAGCGAAAAAAAGCGAGAAAAAGUGUCAUGAAAAACAGUCGCAUACAAUGAGCAUGGAAAUGGAAAAUCAACUUGUUAUAAACGUAGUUUUGCUUAUUUUUUAAUAAAAACAAUAAUUCAAGAAAAACCAACAACAA